Molecule: messenger RNA, 2600 nt
Organism: Leptidea sinapis
Lineage: Eukaryota; Metazoa; Arthropoda; Insecta; Lepidoptera; Pieridae
Product: peptidyl-prolyl cis-trans isomerase FKBP8
Exons: 8
Coding region: 170-1378 (402 amino acids)
Molecular function (GO): peptidyl-prolyl cis-trans isomerase activity; protein binding
Source: RefSeq, a predicted model, not a curated record
GAAUUCAGAAUUAUUGUAAUCGUAAUCGAAUGAUUGUGAUUGGAUCCUAGUAAAUAAUUUAUUGUACACACUAUACAAGUACACAGUAAAUUCAAUACGCAAUAAGUUGUGCAAUGUGUUAAGUUUGUAAAUAUAUAAGUAUUAACAAUAAAUACCUGUGUUAAAUAAGAUGAGUGAAGGCGAACGUACCUUAGUAGACAAAUCGGAGAGUAGUUCGUUUGAGGAUUUAGCUUCAGCAGCCGCUCAUGAAAUCGACGAAGCCAAAUUAGCUGAAGCAGCAGCAUUAGAAAAAGAAAAGCAUCAAGGAACAGAAGAAUGGCAGGAUCUGUUAGGAUCAGGGGCUAUUCUAAAAAAGAUAAUAACAGAAGGAGAUGAAUCAGAAGGCUUGAGACCUCAAAGGAAUGAUAUUUGUAAAAUUAGUUACGAAGUAAGGCAUAGAGAUGGAAAUAGAGAUAUUGUUGAAAAAAGGGACCAAGUGAAAAUAUAUCUGGGUGAUAGUGAGAUACUGCAAGGGUUGGACCUAGCCUUAACCUUAAUGUAUAAGGGUGAGGUAUGCUUACUCCAAAUGGGACCCAGGUUUGCCUAUGGGGACAGAGGCUUAAAUACUGGAGAUAGUCUUGGACUGGUUGGUGAUACAACUGGAAUCAAAUAUGAAGGACCACCAAUAGGACCUGAUACAUGGUUGGAGGCCAAACUAGAACUUCAUGAUUGGGAUGAAGAGCCUGAUCAUGAAACACUAGCAAUGGCUGAAAGAAUGGAAAUUGGGAUUCGUCGACGUUACCGUGGCAACUGGUGGUAUGGGCGCGGGGAAGCACAACUGUCUGUACAGUUGUACAGGCGAGCUCUGGACGUACUUGAUGAGAGCGAAGGGGGCAUCACAGAGCCCACAGAAUCUGGCAACAUCGCUCCGACUUCUGACGCACUCCAGUCCCUUUUGGAUGAGAGACUACGUGUCCAAAACAAUAUGGCGGCUGCACAGCUGAAGGCAGGCGCCUAUGAUGCUGCCCUUCAGGCUGUAACACAUGUGUUAACUUGUCAACCAAAUAACGCGAAGGCUUUAUACAGAAAGUCACGAAUACUGACAGCCAUGGGACGCAACAGCGAAGCCCUACAGGCGGCUAAGGCUGCGGCGGCCGCGGCGCCCGAGGACUCCGGCGUUCACAGAGAGCUACAAAAGUGUGAACAGAAGGCCAAGAGAGACAAAUCUGUGGAAAGGAAGUUGGCAAAGCGUAUGUUGGGAACUAGUGGUCAGGCUACGUCAUCCCCUGAUAAGAAACCUUCGACAUCAAAUAUGUACGUAUGGGGGUCGCUGCUACUGAGUCUGUUGGUGGGAGUGGCUAGUGUGAUCGUCUACCGCUACAAGUACCACAACCAGUAAACAGGGAGGACUUACAGGAUAAAUUGGCAAGAGGAUGGCUAUUUUAGGGACACUGAAAAAAAAAUAAUAAUAUUAAAUUUUGCUAAUCGGUGGAUGUUUAAAUAAUAUUAUGUAGGUAUAUCAUAUCAUUUAAUUUCAAACAUUUUAUCAGUGAUUUAAGAUUUGGUAAGACAACCAUAAAAUGUUGUAAGCUCACAGCUGAAUUCAAUCGAAUUCCAAAGAUAAUACAGAAGUUUCACUGUCGGUGGGGAUUUAGGUUAGUUGUCAAGGUUAUGAGUAAUCAAAAGUCGUCAAGAAGCUUUUUAAAUUGUAUUUAAUUACCUAUUGUUUUUGUUAAUGACAAUAUUUAUAAAAUGUCUAGAAAUAUAAGAGAUAAGAUCAAAAGUCAUUUUAUUUUUUUUAAAUUGUAUUUAAUAUUGUUUUUGUUAGAGCCAAUCAUUAUGUUAGAAAUUAUUACUCAUUACUUAAUACAUUAUAGUAUUAUAUUUUCAAUGAAGCUUUUAUUAAUGGAAAGAUAAAAAUAAAUAUUUUUUGAAACUUUAUAGGGAACUAUCAAUUAUUAUUGGUAAUGGCAUUCCAACUAUGUACUGAUUUUUUUCAAAAGCUUGGUGCUUGUUUUUUUUAAAAGCUUUGUUUUAAUUCCAUUUCUAUAGAUCAGUGUUUUUCAAUCUUUUUUAUUUUGCGACCCCAUUACAGGUUGUAAAAUUCUGGCGACCCUCUUGUUAGUCAGAUAAAUAAUUUAUCAUGUAUUAAGAAAGCAAGAUUAUCCAGAGAUGGCAAGGGAAGCUGUAAAGUUAUUAUACCUUUUGCCACUUUCAUACCUGUGUGAACUGACAUUCUAUUCAAAGUUGGGCAUAAAAACUAAAAAGAGAAAUUCAAUUCAAAAAGUAUUUGAUUUUUAACAUUUCAAAAAUAGAAACACAUUUUGCGAUUUUUUUUGAAAAUUGUACAAACCCGUCCUUUUCAAUAAAAUUGUGUUUUUAUUGUAGUCUACCUUUUUGCUCAUGCCGGCGACCCGCAGAUUGAAAAACACUGCUAUAGAUAAUAAUAUAGUUAUGUAGAUGUUAUUAUUCUAGUUAUUGUUAAUUAACAGGUCGAUUUAAAUUUGUUGUUUUUGAAAAUUUACUUAAUUAUUAUUAUAAUAAUUUUUUGGAAUUGGUUUGGUUAUAAAAAAAAAUGCUAGGUGGUAUUGAAGUAUAUCUUAUUAAAUCUUAUUGGACUA